CUGUCCGCAGCGCAACGGGUAGGUGGGACCGACGACCGAUGAAAUUAAACCGCUGCUGGGAAACUAUAAAAAGUGACCGACAACGUUGCACCGGUGUGAAGGAUAUCUAUUGGCACCGAUUGUGAAGAAGCAAACGCCGUUUUGUCGUCCGGAACAAGUGUCAUUAGCAACAGACGCUUCUGUUGCAUGCCAGGUUGCAGUAAGAGAGACCCUGCCCCUCCGCCAAAAUCCGGCUGUUAGAUGUGACCACGAGGUUGAUAAGGAGAAGCCACCAUGUCUUAAACACAGACGGACCCUCUGGAGCCCUGUCCCCCCACCCUGGACCCCCCUCCCCUAUCCAUCACCUAACCCCAUCCCCCAGCCCUAUCCCACUCCCAGAGCUCCCUCCCCAUGUGAGGGACAGGCUCCCAAGCUCUGGCUCUGCGCUGGCUCCUCCCUCCCCUCCCGCCGGAGACAUGAGCCUCCAGAAACACCAGCAAUUGGGUGGCAGUGGCGGUGGGGUGAUGGGCUCUGACCGGGACCUUCAAUCCACUGCCUCCUCCAUCUCCUUACCCUCCGUUAAGAAGGCCCCCAAGAAGAGGCGCCUCUCUCUGGCCUCGCUGUUCCGACGUCGAGGUCGGGAGCACAAGUCUGGGCGCCACAGGUCCCGAGAUCCCCAGCAUUAUGGGGCAGGAGGGCUGGGAGGGGUGGAUGGCAUUGCCAGCAUCGAGAGCAUCCACUCUGAGAUGUGUAAUGAUAAGAACUCUGCCUUCUACUCUGUAGCAGGGGCUGGAGUAGCCACCACUGCUGCUGCUGCCUCCACCUCAUCUGCCACUGGGCCCUGCUCCUCAACCUCUUCCUCAUCCUCCUCCAAGGGGGCUGGUGGAGUUGGGGCAGGCACAGAGCUGCUGGAGUGCCCCUUGUGCCUUCUGCGCCACUCUCGGGAGAGCUUCCCCGACAUCAUGACCUGUCACCACCGCUCCUGUGCAGACUGCCUGCGCCAAUACCUUCGUAUCGAGAUCUCAGAGUCCCGCGUCAACAUUAGCUGUCCUGAGUGCUCAGAGCGCUUCAACCCACAUGACAUACGCAUGAUCCUGGGUGACCGGGCCCUCAUGGAAAAAUACGAGGAGUUCAUGCUGAGAAGGUGGUUGGUGGCUGACCCUGACUGUCGCUGGUGCCCUGCGCCGGACUGCGGGUAUGCAGUUAUCGCUUUUGGCUGUGCCAGCUGUCCUAAGAUCACGUGUGGCCGGGAGGGCUGCGGCACAGAGUUCUGCUAUCACUGUAAGCAGUUGUGGCACCCCAACCAGACCUGUGACGCUGCACGGCAACAGAGGGCCCAGAGCCUCCGUCUGAGGACGGUGCGCUCCUCCUCACUCAGCUACAGCCAGGAGAGCGGGGCUGCAGCUGAUGACAUCAAGCCAUGUCCUCGUUGUGCUGCUUACAUCAUCAAGAUGAAUGAUGGAAGCUGUAACCACAUGACAUGUGCUGUCUGUGGCUGUGAAUUCUGCUGGCUGUGCAUGAAAGAGAUCUCUGACCUGCACUACCUGAGUCCGUCAGGCUGUACAUUCUGGGGGAAGAAGCCAUGGAGCAGGAAGAAGAAAAUCCUCUGGCAACUGGGCACGUUGGUUGGUGCCCCAGUUGGCAUUGCACUCAUCGCUGGUAUAGCCAUUCCUGCCAUGAUUAUUGGCAUCCCUGUGUAUGUGGGGAGGAAGAUCCAUAACCGCUAUGAAGGCAAAGACAUUUCCAACCACAAGAGGAACCUGGUGAUUGCCGGUGGAGUGACCCUCUCCGUCAUUGUGUCUCCAGUGGUAGCAGCGGUCACUGUUGGCAUUGGAGUGCCCAUCAUGCUGGCUUAUGUGUAUGGCGUGGUGCCCAUCUCGCUGUGCCGCAGUGGGGGCUGUGGCGUCUCUGCUGGGAAUGGCAAAGGUGUUCGCAUUGAGUUUGAUGAUGAGAAUGACAUGAACCCUGGGAGUGGGGCCGCUGUAACAGACACCACUUCAGUGGCAGAUACAAGAAACAACCCAAGUAUAGGGGAGGGAAGCGUAGGGGGUCUGACUGGCAGCCUUAGUGCCAGUGGCAGCCACAUGGACCGACUUGGGGCCAUCAGGGACAACCUGAGUGAGACAGCCUCCACUAUGGCCUUGGCUGGAGCCAGCAUCACCGGCAGCCUCUCUGGUGCCAUGGUCAACUACCUUAACAGGUUGGAGGUGCAGGCCGAUGUGCAGAAGGAGGGUUGUAGCCUGAGCGGGGAGUCUGGUACUGUCAGCCUGGGGACAAUCAGUGACAAUGCUAGUACCAAAGCAAUGGCUGGAUCUAUACUCAAUGCCUACAUACCCCUUGACAGAGAAGGGAACAGUAUGGAGGUGCAGGUGGACAUCGAGUCUAAACCCAGCAAAUUACGUCACCACAGUGGCAGCAGCAGCAUGGAUGAUGGCAGUCAUGUUGGGCGCUGUGGCUGGACCUGCCCCUCUGCUGGCUGCACCUCCUCAGAGGGCAAAGGAACAGCUGCCAAGUGGGCCAAGGAGCCCUCCUGCUCCUCCUCUUCUGGGUCAGGGGGGAAGAAGAGCAAAGGUAAAUUGCGCAAGAAAGGCGGCGGAGGCACCAAGAUCAACGAGACACGGGAGGACAUGGACGCUCAACUGCUAGAGCAGCGCAGCACCAACUCCUCCGAGUUUGACUCCCCAUCGCUGAGCGGCAGCCUGCCAUCUGUGGCUGACUCCCACUCCAGCCACUUCUCUGAGUUCAGCUGCUCUGACCUGGAGAGCAUGAAGACAUCCUGUAGCCACGGCUCUGGUGGAGGCGACUACCACACACGCUUCGCCACCGUCAGCCCUCUGCCUGAGGUGGAGAACGAUCGCCUGGAGAAUGGCCCCACAUCAUCAUCUUCUUCCCAGGGACAAGGGCCUGCGAUCACCCCCCACUCCCCCAUCUCCACCAGUUCCUCCCUGGGCCACGGCUCAGAGCUCGCCCCUCUGUGCUUCAGUGCGGAGGAGAAUGUCAACCUGGUGUGCCCUGCCGAACUGGACUCUCACAGCACCUCUGGAGAACUACUUAAAGAAACCAACAAUAACAACCACCAUCGCCACCCACCACAGCAUCAUACCCCCACCCAGCAGCAGCAGCAGCAGCCCAAGAACUCCUGCAUACAGACUGAAAUCUAAUACCUUAAGUGCUGUAGAUACACCAUAUUUUUAGUUAACAUCUUAUUCCCCCACCAAUCUAACCCCUAUAGCUUAGAGAGUUAAAACUGCAUUUUGUCAGGCGUUCCCUUCUGAAGGAACACAGUGUUGUAGGAUGUAUGUCCUUCAAAGAAUAAAAAAUGAGGUGUUCACUGACUGUUGAGAGAUUUGUUUGAAGUGUUGAAUCUUUGUUACCUUUUUUUAAAAAAUCGGCGUCAUCGUGAGAAAUAAGAUUGUGAACGCUGGUGUUUUCUCCCUGUGUAACCCUCAGACUGCUAUCCUCUUAGUUUAAACACUUCAUUGGUAGUUCAAUGCUCCUCAGCCACUCAAUGUAAGGCAACCCAUUGGAUUGGUUGCUGUCAUUUUGAUCUGUGUAGGUAAGCAUAUUAAAACCACUGUGCUGGAUUUUCCAGCUUUUUAUUUGGCUUUUCACCCCAGAUGCAACACCAUACAUGAAUCAAAAAGUUACAGCUUUAUGUUACCAAAAAUGAACUAAAAAUAGGGACCAGGCAAUAUGAGUCACCUUUUUAUUUUUUUCCAUACUGAAUUUGUUAUAGAGAGAGGAGCACCUCUUUUCUAUAUUUAUUUGAUUACUUUUUUUGGAACCCUCUGGUCUUGAAAUAUUGGGCUUGGACUCUGCUUCCAAGAUAAAUUUUGGCAUCAAAAUCCUCUCAUCAGUUUUUUUGUUUUUAUUUCCAUAACAUCAUUGAGGGUCUCUUAAGGUGGAAGCACCACCCAGCCUGAGCCCUGCUUUGGGAGAUAGUGCUUGACCUCUCUGUGGCGACUUUCUAACAGCUGAGUUCAGAUGUGCGGCACAAACGGUCUGAAACAAAACACUAUGUGCUAACCUAUGUAAGUGCUGUAAUGCCUUUGAAAAACUCGGGGCUGGCUCUAUUUGGUGGUUGAUUUUGGGAGGACGUGUCAGGAGGGUAAGAACAGGAAGAAAAGUGUCUGAAUUUCGAUGGCUGCUCUCUGGCAGAGAUACAGAGAAAAGUCUCUGGAAGGCCACGGUUUACCUUAUUGAGAUGAUGCUGAAAGUCAUGAUGAUAAAAUUACCAGUGGGUUGGUCAAUUCUGUGACAUUGUGUAAAGAAAAUAUUUUGUCCUGUUUAAAGGUGAUGUAUUCAGGCUGAUGGUCUUGACUCAUUGGGUUAGAGAGAUCUGAUAUCUAUGUUUGUUAACUCAUGGUGCCUUCAAAAACUGUUUUGUUCUCCGUCUCUGUCUUUCUCCACUGUGUCUUCAAGACUUAAAAAAAAUCAACUAUUAGUCUAUAGAUUUCAGAAUGUCUGUCUAUGUAGGGGAGGGAUGCUGUUAGGGUGUUCAUACACGUACAGUACAUACUGUGGUAGACAUGCUAAAUGAAGACUUUUCAAUUGCCUACCAAAGACAGCACUCAGGCUCUUGUUAAAUCUUACUCCUUAUACCUUUGAUGUCUGUUUUUCACCUGUAGGCACAGUAUGGUGCAUUCUUUUUACACCAUAGGGAUGAAUAAAGACAAGACCCAGGUAUAUACACACACAUACAGACUGCUGUUUUGUACAUGCUUUAAAUAUGCUACGCAAAUAACCGAGGCCGUGGACUUGGCCCAAGGCACCUGCACUGUUAACUGUAUUUCGUAUUACAUUAAUGUACUGCAAUGCACAAAGUUAAUGAGGACUCGGCUUUUUUUUUUUUAAAUGAGUCCCUUACCCUUUUGAUUUGUCCUGUGAUUCUUGUUUGUCUCGUUAAUUGGUGCUGCUGAGCAGACCUGAAGUCAGAUUCCUUUUCAAGUGCUCUAGAUUAUUUCCGAGUGUUUACUCGAGUCUGUCUUGAGUGCUCAGUAGACUUGGCUGUUCAUUUUUAAGACCAUUCAGUUGUCUCCGUUUGAACUUCUACCUGGUAGUUUAGAAUAGGACUUUGACCCAGGUCUGAUGCCCAAUGAUCACGCGGUUCAGUUUAGUGAAGGCUACAUGCUGCAGUCCCUUUCACAUGAAACCCACUUUGGUUCUUAUUUACAGGUUCUGUUUCUCUCAUUCCUGUCUCUUGAUUCUGAUUUGAACACUAGUGCCAGAUAUAAUUUGUAAUUUGUGCAGAAUGGCAUAAGGUAUUUGUAUAUUUGUUCGCUAAUUUGCUUUACUAUAUGCGUUCAAAUGCAUAUCUGAAAAACAUUAAAUAAAAAAGUAACAUUUUGUUGUCCUGACUUGUCUUUUCAAUUAUGCAUCACACCAAAAAACAAAAAUCCUCC
Molecule: messenger RNA, 5381 nt
Organism: Lampris incognitus (smalleye Pacific opah)
Lineage: Eukaryota; Metazoa; Chordata; Actinopteri; Lampriformes; Lampridae
Product: E3 ubiquitin-protein ligase RNF19A-like
Exons: 10
Coding region: 456-3140 (894 amino acids)
Biological process (GO): ubiquitin-dependent protein catabolic process; positive regulation of proteasomal ubiquitin-dependent protein catabolic process; protein polyubiquitination
Cellular component (GO): ubiquitin ligase complex; cytoplasm
Molecular function (GO): ubiquitin protein ligase activity; ubiquitin conjugating enzyme binding; zinc ion binding
Source: RefSeq, a predicted model, not a curated record